Caenorhabditis briggsae is the source of this 624-nucleotide messenger RNA. It is a transcript of the gene Cbr-ceh-2, whose product is annotated as Protein CBR-CEH-2. Bases 1 to 624 code for a protein of 207 amino acids. The record is from RefSeq and is a predicted model, not a curated record. Gene Ontology annotation, molecular function: DNA-binding transcription factor activity, RNA polymerase II-specific; DNA binding. The transcript has 5 exons. Lineage: Eukaryota; Metazoa; Nematoda; Chromadorea; Rhabditida; Rhabditidae. Gene Ontology annotation, biological process: regulation of DNA-templated transcription; neuron differentiation; central nervous system development.
AUGACGUUGAAAUUCUCGGUGGAACGGCUGGUGGAUUCUGAGAAGGAAUCAGAGUGUGAAGUGGAUGUUGAGGAUCAGAAUAAUUUGAAAAAAAUCGAUUUGGACGACGAAGAAGAGGAAAUGGAGAAAUCUGUAAAAGACGAACCACUAACACAGACACUCUCCUAUUUUGAUGUCCUCCUCCCACAUGUUCAAAUGGCUUGUUCAAAUCCGUUCAUUUCUGGAAUCGGAGCUGGAACUUCUGGAGAUCAGAAUGUGGGUGCAGGAAGUGUAUGGCAGCAUCCGUGGCUGGAAUUGUUGCAAAGCACGACAGCGGCUCAGUUUGGCGACGUAACAGCUGGUCUCUUUCUUCAACCUCUUCGAAAAAACAAACGAAUUCGAACAGCAUUCAGUGCGUCUCAAUUGAUUCAACUGGAAAAAGCAUUCGAAGGAAAUCAUUAUGUAGUUGGAAACGAGAGGAAACAGUUGGCAUCCAGAUUAAGUCUUACAGAAACACAGGUCAAAGUAUGGUUCCAAAAUCGGCGGACAAAGCACAAGAGAGUUCGAUUGGAGGGAUCAGAUCCGAACGCUCCAAUGUCCAAUGACGAAGAUGAUGAGGAGGAUAAGAAAUCAACAACUUCAUGA